This is a messenger RNA of Salmo salar (Atlantic salmon), 2055 nucleotides long. It is a transcript of the gene nfkbil1, whose product is annotated as nuclear factor of kappa light polypeptide gene enhancer in B-cells inhibitor-like 1. NCBI's taxonomy places the organism in Eukaryota, Metazoa, Chordata, Actinopteri, Salmoniformes, Salmonidae. The record is from RefSeq and is a predicted model, not a curated record. Gene Ontology annotation, biological process: negative regulation of canonical NF-kappaB signal transduction. Gene Ontology annotation, molecular function: protein binding.
CGGGAUCUUUGGCUUUAUUAUCCAAUGGAUUUUGAGGACGCAAGAAAUCGAGUUGAGAUUUUCCCAUGAUAUUGACUUUGUGUUACAUUGUUAUUUGUCCGUGCUACCUCAAAUUUGGUCGAGGUUACAAGCAUCAGUUAAUCGGCAAACUAGCCAACUAUUGGGGGAUGCGAGCCAUUGACAUUGGUUUAAUCAAUUGGCAAAAGCCUUUAUGCACCAAAGACGGGUAAUAGGAUUACGCCAUCCAUUUUUGGUAUUUUAUGACAAGCUAUAGCUAACUAUUAUUUUUGUUGUUGACUAGCUAAUUUGGGUAGCUGAAUUAGCAAACUACUAGCUAUUGUUGUUAUAGCAGAUUACAGUAAAUCACCAUACGGAGGCAAGUCAUGGUGACUCGUACACAGAAAAAGAUGAUAAGAUACGUGGAAGAGGGCAAUUUAAUGAAGCUGAAGUCAUACUUGCGGAAACACUCCGACCUUGACGUCAACUUCUCCCAGGGGAAAAAGCGCAGGACUCCCCUGCACCUGGCCUGCUCGCUUGGUGAUGACGCCAUCCUCCGGCUUUUGUUGAAAAAUGGAGCCGACAUCCUUUUGAAAGACAAAAAAGGGGACACGCCUUUACACAUUGCUGCUAACAAGGCUCUGAAACAUGGCAAAAUAGUAUAUGAUGACCUCGUAGUGCCCCUUCAAAAGAGUUGCCCAGAAGCCAUGGUUGCACCAAAUAAUGCAGGAAUUACACCUCAUGACCUACUGCAAUGGAUGAAAUUUGAGAAGACUGCACCGAAGGGAAACACUUCUAAAGAAAAAGAUGCAGAGAAAGAGUGGCAAGAGAAGCUUUUUGGGGAAUGCCAGGAUGAGUUCUUUGAAACCUUUGGACAAUAUGAUGAUUAUUUAUUUGAGGAGGAUACCGAUGAGGAGGACUUUCAAGACUGGGCAGAUAGAAUUAGACAAGAGUAUGUCACAAAACGGCACGCAGAAGCUCAAAGACUGGCAUCCUCAGGCUAUCAUGGGAAGAGGAAGAAAGGAAAGAAAGAGGCAGAGGAGGAGGAGCGGGCUAACAGAGAGCUGCAUGAGAGGCUACAAAGGGAGCAUGAAGAGUACCUGGCGCGUGCUGCACGAAAAGAGGAGGAGACACGUCAGGGGAAAAAGCAGCGCUAUGAAGAGCGAUGUGCAGCUACCUUCAGCACUGACAGUGCAGCAGCAGUCACCACAAAGCUGAGUUAUGGGGACAUACCCUGGCCGGCACCGAAGGGUUCAGUGGAGGAGAUGGUGGAGGUGAUGUUGCAUGGCGCAGACAAGAAAGAUGUUGCAGUGUUCCGUAAACUUCUCCGGCGCCAGCAGGCCGUUUGGCACCCAGAUAGGUUUGCCCAGCGCUGUGGGGCCCGGCUGGAGGAUGGAGACAAGCAGAGGAUCCUGGACACUGUCACUGCUCUCUCACAGGAGCUCAAUAGACUGGCUCAGAGCCUCAGGUGACAGUUAGACUGGAAAAGGGCUUCUGAGAUGUUGAACAGUCUGUCAUUUAGCCACGGCUGGUCCUGUGUAUGCAGGGCAGUUCUUUCCAGUGGAGGUCAGUUGUUUUGACCUGUCAAAACAAAUCUCCACUUGAAGCACCUAAUUUAUUGGAUAAACUUGGCUAAGCUUCUGAUAUGUUAAGUGAAUGACAUUUUUCUCUGACUGUGUACUUCUUGGCACUAGUAUAGGACUUUGUGUAAGAGAUGAUAUUGCUGGAGAAAAUAGAUGUUUACAGUGCCUUGUGAAAGUAUUCAUACCAUGAGUUUUAAUUUCUCCAAUUGAUUAAAACAAAUAACCUGUGAUUUCUUAAUUUCUUAACUAUUGCUUGAAUCAAUACUUGGCAGAAGCACAUUUGGCAGCAAAUCGCCGUUAAUCUUUAUGCACACCUUUGUGCAACAUUUAUCCAUUCUUGCCAAAAGUGAUGCCAAGUUAGGGAUCAUUGAUGGACACUGGACAUCAACCUUCAUUUUUUUUUUAUCACUGAUUUACAGUGUCAGAACUGAGAAAAUUUGUACCCACAAAUAAAUGUUGAAACAAGUUGUGUAAA